This is a messenger RNA of Penicillium longicatenatum, 690 nucleotides long. RefSeq lists its product as uncharacterized. The coding region runs from base 1 to 690 and encodes 229 amino acids. The record is from RefSeq and is a predicted model, not a curated record. Lineage: Eukaryota; Fungi; Ascomycota; Eurotiomycetes; Eurotiales; Aspergillaceae. The transcript has 3 exons.
AUGGCCCCUAUUCUGAGACUUGACACUUGUCUAUAUCGACUUUUUCAAAAGAGCAAUCUUCUCAUCCACGAAGAUCCGUCAGGUAAAAAUGUUCUCUCGGCUGGCAUAGAGGGUGGAACGGCUGCCUUGACCGCAAAUCAGGGAAAGAAAUUGAAUGACGUACUUAGUCAGAUCAUCAACCUCUGCAAUGAAAAUAUCAGCGAGGUUGCGAAUCAAUACGACGCUGUGUGGAGUGAGCGUGAAAACUGGAUUGAAUAUGCUCGAAGCCAGAAAAUAAAUGGUGUAGACCAGGCCUCUGAAAAUAUCAAGAAAUUCACUCAUGAAGUAUUGCCCGACGCACCUGGUGAUGCUCCCCUUGGUGACCCGAUGACAUCAUCCAUUCCACAGUCAAACGGCGAGUAUGAUGAAAAUAAUCAUUCAAUUAAGGACGAAAUGGAUGACUCCAUUGGCAUCCCCCCGUCAACAGGUGACCAGAGUCUGAAGUAUGAUAAAGACAACCGUUCAAUUGAGGAUGAAUGGUUUAAGCAUCAUGACGCCCUUAGGAUCAAGGGAGAUGCCAAGGAGACUAUCAUUCUUUUCGAGAAAAUAUUUAAAUACAAAGGGGGGUCUAAAUCACACUACGGCGUACAAAGGAGAAUUGGGGCUGGAGCGCAGAAUGAUCAUAACAGCGGCGACUCGAAAUCCCGUUAG